CCUCAUAUCACAGUGGGCCUCCGAUCAGGAUAUCGUAGAGAGCGUGUGUCUAUGUUGGAACCGUGCAAUGCGGACAGUACAGAAGCAGUAUGCUCCACUCAUAGAGGGGACCGUGGAGCUCAUCAUAAAGUGCUACGCUGCAGUUCACUAUGCCAUGCUCCUAGACUCAGCAGCCCAGCUGGUGCAGCUGUUUGGGAAGGAGGCUUCGUGUUCAAGACUGAUGGCCGCUCUGCUCCAACAGCUCCAUACCCUCUCCCUACCCUUCUUUCAGUCUGCUCUGGUGGAGUAUCCAGAUACUCUUCAGUCUUAUCUUCGACUCAUGUCCACGGCCUUGAAUACCUGCCCUGCUCUACUCCUUGGGAUCAAUGGAGUGCCUCAGGAUCUUUUUGAUAUUGGUCUAGCUGGACUGGAGAGACCAGAGCAACAGACUGUCAGAUUUGCAUCCAGCUUCUUUGUGAGCUACGUGUCACUGGCUGACACGGCGGACGCAGUCAGCACUGUCGUCUCUGACAAGGGAGGCUCUCUUGUGCAGUACUUACUGCAGGCAAUUGCAGGGGCGGCCCCUCGUUCCCACCUCCCAUUCUUCAGCGAGGUGCUGGGUGCUCUGUGUGCCCACUGUGCCAGUCACCUGUCACACUGGCUAGAGGAUCUUCUCUCUCAAGAUGGCUUCCCCACCCACCAUGUCUCUCUCACUGAGAAGAAUGAUUUCAAGGCCACCGUCAUGCGACAAAGAGGUGGUCAAGGUAGUUCACGUCUCCUGAAAGAUAAGGUAAAAGAGUUUUCUCUGAUGUGUAGAGGUUUCCACGGAACACUCUAUGCCCUCCAGACUUAAUCUUCACCUCACUCUAUAAAUCAAAAAUCAUAUUCUCACGUUUGUAUGAAUCACCAUGUGCCUGUAUUGUAACCACAUCAGUUUCUAGAGUGGAUGCCUUGGUUUAUAGGAAGUAUACGUUUCCAGACGUAUGGUGCGUAUUCCCCUUGCUCAUUAUGGAGCAUGAUAUUGUGGGUAUAUUAAAGUGUUCUAAAGUUUUAGUUGAUGUAACUCGGCAAUCUACCCGAAAAGUUCAGAACAUUAAAUGUAUCUGCGUUUUGUCAAAAAAUAGAUUAAUGUGGUAUAUUAUAUAUACAUAAUUCCACCUCAUGAUUGUUAUUGUGAUUAUCAAAAUAUUUAUCACCCUUCUUGUAUGCUGGGUAUGGUAUGUACAAAACAAACAGUAAUGCCAAUCAUUGGGUCGUAUAUAUAAAGUGAUCAUAUUUUCCAUACGUAUGUAGUUCAGUCAAUGCAAGAUUCUGAGCCCAACAUGUUCUCGAUGCUCUGGG
Messenger RNA from Geodia barretti, 1320 nucleotides. The record is from the annotation of a GenBank genome assembly. NCBI's taxonomy places the organism in Eukaryota, Metazoa, Porifera, Demospongiae, Tetractinellida, Geodiidae.